AUGGCCGCCGAACCCAAUGCCCGUGCCCUCAACUGCGUGGAGUGCAAGAAACCAUGCCAGGACAAGCCUCAUACCGUCAAGGGCCGUGACAAGGACGGCAACGUCACCCGCGUCAUCUGUUCCGACUGCAACGGCCUCAAGAAGCGCAUCUUCGACCUCAGCCAGAUGGAGGACGCCCCAGAAGGGUUCGUGAUGGUCAAAGGCGACGAGCGCGCACAGUUCAUGGCCGAUUGCGCUGGCCUCUAUGGCACAGAUCUCUUGAAUAAGAUGCAGGAGUGGACGACGAACAAGACGUCGAAGAGCCGCGAGACCCAGGACGGCGAAUACGGCGACGCGAUGCCCGUCUGCAUCGCCGCCGAGCUGCCGCAAUUCGUGAAGGACCCUGCCGCGUUCGAGCGGCUGUGCAGUCAGCCUAACAUGACAUUCGAAUGCAAGCACAGCGGCAUGCAGAUGGUGUAUGUGCCCGUGUACAAGAAUCAGGACGUGAACACACGGCUUGACCAGGAUGAACAGAUCCGUGAGACCAGCGGCGAGGCCAAACUCAAGAAGUCGAAGCCUCAGAGGGCGCCCAGGGACCCCAAGAGUGAUGCACCUAAGCCGACGCCCGAGGCCCUCAAGAAAAAGGUCGACAAGGCUGUCCAAGAGAUCGACGCUUGGCUCCACGCGGCGGCUGGCCCGCUCACGCACGCGAAAGUCGACAGUGACAACUCGUACGUGCCCGCCCGCCUCGUCACCAAGGUCGAGUCUAUUGGCACCGAGCUCGAGGAGAUGAAGGGCAAAUUCAAUGAGCGCGCACAGUUCAUGGCCGAUUGCGCUGGCCUCUAUGGCACAGAUCUCUUGAAUAAGAUGCAGGAGUGGACGACGAACAAGACGUCGAAGAGCCGCGAGACCCAGGACGGCGAAUACGGCGACGCGAUGCCCGUCUGCAUCGCCGCCGAGCUGCCGCAAUUCGUGAAGGACCCUGCCGCGUUCGAGCGGCUGUGCAGUCAGCCUAACAUGACAUUCGAAUGCAAGCACAGCGGCAUGCAGAUGGUGUAUGUGCCCGUGUACAAGAAUCAGGACGUGAACACACGGCUUGACCAGGAUGAACAGAUCCGUGAGACCAGCGGCGAGGCCAAACUCAAGAAGUCGAAGCCUCAGAGGGCGCCCAGGGACCCCAAGAGUGAUGCACCUAAGCCGACGCCCGAGGCCCUCAAGAAAAAGGUCGACAAGGCUGUCCAAGAGAUCGACGCUUGGCUCCACGCGGCGGCUGGCCCGCUCACGCACGCGAAAGUCGACAGUGACAACUCGUACGUGCCCGCCCGCCUCGUCACCAAGGUCGAGUCUAUUGGCACCGAGCUCGAGGAGAUGAAGGGCAAAUUCAAUGAGGCGGUGGAUCAGAAGAUGGAGAGGGGCCACGUGCUGAACUUGUUCGAGCAGUCCAAGCUGAUCGGCAGUCGCCACCAG
Molecule: messenger RNA, 1446 nt
Organism: Prorocentrum cordatum
Lineage: Eukaryota; Dinophyceae; Prorocentrales; Prorocentraceae
Source: the annotation of a GenBank genome assembly